UGCGGAACAUGCAAGUCAGCUGAUAACGCACUAGUGAGAAUGAACAUAGGUAAUCAGUUUUUGAGUAUUCUUCUCUGUUUCAGUAUUUGUUUAGGUGAGGACUACGAUUUGGAUGAUAAAACUGGAUUAGGACGAUCGUUUGAUGGCAUUGGUGGUUUAAGCGGUGGCGGGGCGACCUCGCGUUUGCUCGUCAAUUAUGCUGAACCAUAUAGGAGCCAGAUUCUAGACUAUCUAUUCAAGCCUAAAUUUGGAGCCUCAUUACAAAUCCUGAAGGUUGAAAUUGGAGGUGAUGCUCAGACUACAGAUGGAACUGAGCCCUCACACAUGCAUUAUGAAGAUGAUGAGAAUUAUUUUAGAGGAUAUGAAUGGUGGCUAAUGAAGGAAGCCAAGAAGAGAAAUCCAAACAUCACCCUCAUAGGUCUACCUUGGGCUUUUCCGGGAUGGGUUGGAAAUGGUGAAAACUGGCCGUAUAGUUUCCCUGAUAUUACUGCUUCUUAUGUGGUGUCCUGGAUUCUUGGGGCCAAGCAGUACCAUGACUUGGAUGUUGAUUAUCUUGGGAUAUGGAAUGAAAGGAGUUUUAACUGUAAAUACAUAAAGCUUUUGCGAUAUACACUGGAUAAAAGUGGUCUGGAGAGAGUUAAAAUCAUUGCCAGUGAUAACCUCUGGGAGCCGAUCACCUCUGUUGUAAUUGCUGACAAAGAGCUACAGGACGCUGUUGAAAUUUUAGGAGUUCAUUAUCCUGGCACCAACACUGUGCCUAAGGCCCUAAAGACUGGCAAGAAACUAUGGUCUUCUGAAGACUACAGUACCUUUAAUGACGAUGUCGGCGGAGGCUGCUGGGCCCGAAUUCUCAACCAGAACUACGUUAAUGGGAAAAUGACAGCGACCAUAUCUUGGAACCUUGUUUCUAGUUAUUAUGGGGACCUUCCCUUUGGAAGGGAUGGACUAAUGACUGCAAAAGAGCCAUGGAGUGGAAAUUAUGUUGUCGAGUCCCCUAUUUGGAUCACAGCCCACACUACCCAGUUUACUGAGCCUGGCUGGACAUACCUGCAGACAGUGGGACACUUCACACAUGGUGGAAGUUAUGUUGCAUUAACUGAUGAAAGAGGAAAUCUAACAAUAAUCACUGAAACUAUGACCCAUGAUCACUCCGUGUGUAUAAGACCUCCUCUGCCUUCAUAUGAUGUCACUGGCCAGAAUGUAACCUUCCAUCUGAAAGGGACCUUUGCUUCAAUCAGUGAGCUGCAGGUGUGGCAUUCAAAGUUUGAUUUCAAGACAAACAAGUCGGUCCUCUUCCAAAAUAUCGAGCCUAUUAAAGUAACUGAAGGGUCUUUCAGCAUAGAGCUCGAUGUUGAUGAGGUAUAUACAUUUACUACUGUACGAAAUGGUCAGAGAGGGAGAUACCCAGAACCUCCACCUUCUGCUCCCUUUCCUAAAUCAUACAAAGAUGAUUUUGAUGUCUCUGGAAGUCCAUAUUUCUCAGAGGCUCCAAACUUUGCAGAUCAGACGGGGGUCUUUGAAUACUUCACCAACCUGACAGAUCCUGGACCUCAUGUUUCCACUCUGCGACAGGUGGUCACUCAGCGUCCAGUGACCUGGGCUGCAGAUGCUGAUCAGACAAUAAGUGUUAUUGGUGAUUAUCAAUGGCAAGACCUGAUGGUGUCAUGUGACAUAUACAUGGAGUCUGUGCACACUGGUGGAGUCUUCAUUGCUGUCAGAGUGAACAAAGGUGGAGGUGUUGUCCGAAGCACAAGGGGAGUCUUUCUCUGGGUCUAUGCAGAUGGAACCUACAAAGUCACAAAUGACCUCAAUGGAAUGACGGUUCUUGCUGAGGGCCUGUCUGGAACUAGAGCACAUGUGUGGUACACACUGACCCUUACAGUCAAGGGAAACUAUGCAUCAGCAGAUCUCAAUGGCUAUCCCCUCUGGAAGAAUGCAGUGCUCUGGGAGCCACUACAUGGAUGGGCGGCCAUAGGCACUAGUUCAUUUGAACUCGCACAGUUUGAUAAUUUUGCCAUAGAGGCCUUAACUUGAUGGUUUUUGAUUUGCCACUGUUGUGACACUGUAAACAAGCUGACUGGAAUCUCACAGGUGUGUGACUACUGUGAUUACUGUGAAAUUUUACAAGUUGUUAAUUUUUAAAGGAAUCAUAUGAUGUUGCUAAAAAUAACAUUAUUUUGUGUUUUUGGUUAAAUUAAAUGUGUUUAAGGUCUGCGGUUUAAGGUUCAAAAGACACAUUAUUUUUCCCAUACUAUA
Molecule: messenger RNA, 2256 nt
Organism: Carassius carassius (crucian carp)
Lineage: Eukaryota; Metazoa; Chordata; Actinopteri; Cypriniformes; Cyprinidae
Gene: galcb
Product: galactosylceramidase b
Exons: 17
Coding region: 40-2034 (664 amino acids)
Biological process (GO): galactosylceramide catabolic process
Cellular component (GO): lysosome
Molecular function (GO): galactosylceramidase activity
Source: RefSeq, a predicted model, not a curated record